Messenger RNA from Vigna umbellata (rice bean), 1073 nucleotides. RefSeq names its product pathogenesis-related thaumatin-like protein 3.5. The record is from RefSeq and is a predicted model, not a curated record. Lineage: Eukaryota; Viridiplantae; Streptophyta; Magnoliopsida; Fabales; Fabaceae.
GUUUGUUGUAAUGCAUAACUGAUUUAGCACACAACUCCCUCUCUCAGAAUAGUAUAAAUUACAAAUCUUAGGGGCAUUGUCCAUUCCCUUGGCCAUAAAAGACAAUCCCUCUAGUCUCUUAGGCUCAAUAUUACCAGCUAUAAAAAUCCUUGAAUAUGACAACAAAGACAUCCUGGAAACUAACCAGUUUGCUCAUUCUCUUUACAUUCUUGACUUGUUCUUUCUCAUACACAUUCACCAUCAUCAACAACUGUCCACAAACUAUAUGGCCUGGCACACUUGCAGGUUCAGGGAGUCCUCCACUUGCAACAACCGGAUUCCGGUUGGACACGGGUCAAAGCAUCAAACUCACGACUGUCCCAGGUUGGUCAGGACGGAUAUGGGCAAGGACUGGUUGUAAAUUUGAUGCGGCCGGAGUUGGCAGAUGCCAAACAGGUGACUGUGGAGGAAGGCUGGAAUGUGAGGGAAAUGGUGCUGCUCCUCCUACCUCACUGUUUGAGAUAACACUUGGUGCAGGCAAUGGACAAGACUACUAUGAUGUUAGCAUGGUAGAUGGUUACAAUUUGCCAUUACUCGCUCUACCACGAGGUGUACAUGGUGGUGCCUGUAAUGCGACAGGUUGUAUUACUGAUAUUAACAGAGGUUGCCCAGCAGAACUUCAAGUAUUAGGAGGUGUCCAAAAUCAAGGGGUAGUGGGGUGUAGGAGUGCUUGUGAGGCAUUCAAGUUGGAUAAGUACUGCUGCAGUGGAGAAUUUGCAAAUCCAAAUACAUGCCAGCCUUCAUAUUAUUCAACCUUAUUCAAGAAGGCUUGUCCAAGAGCUUAUAGCUAUGCGUUUGACGAUGGCACCAGCACUUUCACUUGCAAAGCAUACGAAUACGAUAUUGUUUUCUGUCCCAACAGCAACGGAAUCGGAAGACCAAAUCCUGCAUCUCCACCUCCACCAAUUAGACAGCCCUAUUGGAAGCAUCACCAGGUCACUUCCUCAACAAAUAUUUUAUUACCCUUUCCAGCGCCAAUCUUUCUCUUGGUUCUCACUCUUACUUUCUUGGCAUUUGUAACACACGGCAAAUGA